Molecule: messenger RNA, 810 nt
Organism: Aedes aegypti (yellow fever mosquito)
Lineage: Eukaryota; Metazoa; Arthropoda; Insecta; Diptera; Culicidae
Product: ATP synthase subunit s, mitochondrial
Exons: 2
Coding region: 120-722 (200 amino acids)
Source: RefSeq, a predicted model, not a curated record
GUGUUCAGUAUCAUAACAACCAGCUGUUUUGACCUAGAACGUAAUAUCGGAAUUUCUCGAUACAGCGAAUGAUUUAAGAAUUCUUAAUAUUUAAAUAUUAUCUUGUGAUUCCCGAAAACAUGAUGGCCUUAAGAACCCUCCGCCACAUAGCGCCCGCAAUCUCCGGGACAGCGAAAACCUCCCUCGCAUCUGUAACAACAAGCCGUAACUUUUGGGGAUGGAUCAACAUGAUGUUCAACCGGGUGGACACCGCACGACUCAAAGUGGUUGGCCCAGAUCGGCUCUGUGCGGAAUGGCUUCUUCGAAACGGUGCCCGGGCAAAAUUUGUUAACAUUCCGCACGAACAAGUCAACUACAAUCUGCUGCCCAACGAGAAGGUUUCGGUACUGAUCGAAGAAUUUGACGGAACGGAUUCCGGAAUCAUGCACAUUGGGUUCGAUCACCUCAAAGGUCUAACACGGCUCCGGAAGAUUAGGCUCCACAAUUGCGUCUACCUGGAGGAUCAGGCCCUGGCCAAAUUGCGUUUCGUUGCCGAUACGCUCGAGGAGCUGGAAGUGUCCAACUGCAAAAACGUAACGGACUUUGGAUUGUUAUCGCUUAAGGAUUUGAAAAAGCUUAAACAGCUCAGCACGCACAACUUGCCGUAUGUGAAGAAUCUGCAGAAGGUCGAGGAAGAGUUGAAGAAAUCGCUGCCAAAUUGCAGUAUGGAUUUAAAGCCGUAAAAUUUGUUUGAAUAAUAGUCUGUACAAUUUGCUACCUCCUAGUCAUUUCUCGAAAAUAUAAAUUUUAUUUGUGUAAUGUAUACGUUAA